Molecule: messenger RNA, 2562 nt
Organism: Rodentolepis nana
Lineage: Eukaryota; Metazoa; Platyhelminthes; Cestoda; Cyclophyllidea; Hymenolepididae
Source: the annotation of a GenBank genome assembly
AGUACCAUGUUUCGGAAGCCUCGUCGUGCGCUCAGAGUGCACCGAAAAGAUGAUCUAGAUAAAGAUUCCGAUGAAGAACAAUCAGAAUCUUCCAAACAGAAUGAACAAGCUCCUCCAGUUAUUGCAAAACCUGUAACUAGCAAAGCAACUCUUAGUUUUGGCGAUGAUCUCGAUGAAAUCAAUAUGUUCAAAGUUAAACGUCCGGCUCAUAGCCGGAAGGUUGUGAAACAACUGAAAGAAGGCAAGAGCUCACUGAAAUCAUCUGAUUCAACUGGUUUAAAGUCGUCAAUCCCUGAACGAACGCAAUCAUAUCCAGUCACUCUAGAGGAUUCGUCAGGCUCUUCAGAUGCUCCUGCUGAAGAAGAAAUAAUCAAAGUUAAACCGCUUACUAGAGCCUCUUCGGAACAGUUCUCCUCUAUGCUUAAACAGGGUGUCAUACCUGAUGCUAGUACGAUACACAUGGUUCGCAAACAUCGCCAACAAGCCAAAUUUCAACUCCAAGCUGAGGAGGAAUCUAAUUCACCUCCCCAUGUCUCUGGAAACGACGGUCAACGUUUGAUUCGUGAAGAUGAUGAUGACGCUGAGGAGGAUGAUGGGAGUGGUUUCGGCACAGUUGAAGCCUAUCAACACCACCGACCUGCUUUCACUCUCACCGCAGAGUAUCGUGACCCCAGCAGCCGUCGUCGCAUAGAUAUCUCUCGUGGCCUUCAACGUCGUCGUGAUCUGGAGAUGCGCAAGGGUUUGUCAGAGGGGAAACUUCAGGAGCGUCCCACGUUGGUUGAUGUGGCAGAGAGAGAGAGCUCUGCUGUUAGAGGUAGCAGUGGUGACGAAUCUGAAGACGAAGAUGCUGCCACCUGGGAAAGGCAGCAGAUCCAAAAGGCCGUCUCUAGCAAGAAUACUGCAGUACUUGAGGCUCUCGAGCCUGCCACAACGAAUGAAGGAGGUCUCCUACCAACACCUUCACGUCGAUCCUCUGACUUUGGUAAUGUGACGCUAGCCUCAGUCAAAGCUAUGCUUCAAGAACGCUUAGAUAAAAAGACCAAAAUCCUACGAGAAAAUAAGACGGAAUUGUUAGCCGCAAGGGAGGACUUAAAACGGGGUGAAGUGACAGUAUCUUCAGCGAGAUCUAAGCUUCCUCAACUUGCUGAAACACUGAAAUUCUACAUGGAGAUAAGGGAGUAUGUUAGAGAUCUAAUUAACUGCUUCAACGAAAAGAUGCCCAAAAUUGAGUAUCUUGAUAAGCGAGCGUAUAUUCUAUACCGCGAACGUACUGAUACUCUUAUGGCCAGACGACGAGCAGACGUCGGAGAUUUAGCUGAUGAAGUUACUGGUCCUGCGGGUACUGAGAGUACAGUGGAUCCGAAGGCACUUGAAGCCCGAAAACGUCGAAAAGUUGAUAGGGAUGCUCGGUGUGCAAGACGCCGAAAAAUGAAACAAGAUGAGGCGUAUAAGAAGCGAAUUGAAGCGGAAAUCGGUGUUUCUUCACCUUGUGAGGGUGUUAGCUCUGAUGACGAAGAACAGCAAUAUGUCAUCAAGAAGAGAUCAGAUGACUUCGAUGAUAUUAAGAAGGAUGCCGGGUACUUAUUUGAUGAUGUAGUGGAAGAAUACUGUACCAUCUCCUCAAUUCUCCAGCGUUUCAACGAAUGGCGUAAUCGAGUGGUGAGCAGUUACGCACAAGCCUACAUUCCAAUGUGCCUUCCAUUGCUUCUGGCUCCACUCGUCCGCGUUCAGAUGAUCUCGUGGAAUCCUCUCGAGGCCAACUGUCCGUUCUUCGACCAGUAUGGCUGGUUUAUGGAUUUUUUGGAUUACUUUGCGGAUCUUAAGCGAGUGGAGGAUCUGGAGAAUGAUGCUUCUGGAGAUUCUCAACGCAAAGUUCUCUUCGAUUUGGCCAACUCCCCAGAACACGAACUCACUGUCAUCCCUCAUGUCAUUGAGACGGUUCUUCUCCCAAGAUUAACUGAAAUUGUAUCAGCGUCAUGGGAUCCGCUAUCCUGGAGUCAGACACAACGCCUUGUAAGUGUUGUCCAAUCUUUCGCAACUCUUUGGCCCACCGUCUCAGCUGAGAGCAAAGCUACUCAACGACUCUUUGAGGCAGUUCUUCAGAGGAUGGAAGCCACGAUCCAAGGGGAUAUUUUCAUCCCUCUCUACCCCAAACAACUCAUGUCAGAUUCCCAAAUUCCAGCUCGGCAAUUCUUCGAUCGCCAGAUGAAUGUCGCCAUGAAGCUUCUUUCCAGUCUUCUGAAAUGGCACAAUUUGCUUGCUCCUGCAGCGUUGAAACAUCUUGUCUUCACAUGCCUUGUGAAUCGCUACAUCCUAAUUGGAUUGGCCAGCGUCAUGGCAACUGCUUCUGAUGGCAUCACUGUCUCUCUACCAGUGUGGGAGUCUGUAAUUAAUCGACUGAAAGCCAUUGCCAUCAAUUUGCCUCUUGAAUGGCUUACCGACCCCGAAGAUAUGCAGUUAACCCAACUUCGACGAUUCACCAGUCAACUCAUUGAUCGUCUGAAGUCAUACGAGGCCUCUUCCAUAAGCACAGAGACUAAUGACCAUGUGGAAUUGAGGUAA